AUGAGCCACGAAGCCGCCGAUCACGUGUUUCGGGAGGCCGCGCUACAAUUCCGUGGCUCGCUUUCGCCCCAUGAAUCUGCCGAGUUCACCGAGUUCAGCUCGGCAGAGGAUAUGCUCAGAGAGCUUAAACCCCGAGUUGUGACAUAUCGAAAUAAGACCAAGAUGCUUGCUUCUAAUUUUUCGACGUUCUUUGAUAAGCUACUCGUGAUGUUGGAAACGAUUAGCAAUCGACUUCCCGGCUAUGCAGAAUACUACGAAAGGCUCAAUCGCCGCAAGGCACUCUGGUCCAAAGACACUGGAUUGAUACAGUCAAGUGAUGCUACCAUUCCAAAAUUCGAAAGCAAUCGAGUUGUGAGAGUGAUAUCUUACAUUUACAAAGACAUUAUACAGUUCUGCCAGGAAGCUUGUCAAGUUUUUGGAACUAAGAAGAGGGGUAUGCGCUACGAACUUUCUGCCAUUGCCAAUAUUUUCUGGAAGCCCUUUGAUGUCAGAUUUGGAAACAUCCUUGAACGAAUCGACACCCAUCAAGCACUGUUUCUUGGUGAGAUGCAGCUCGAAGAAUCAAAGUUUAGCGAGUUUCAGUACCAAAAAAGUCAACAAGACUCUGACAAGACGACUGAUGCCAUUUCACAAAUCCAAACGCAGAUCUCUCAACUCAAGCAGACGAUAUUGGGCCAGGAAGAUUUUCUCAGGGAUCGGUUUGAGCAUAUAUCGGAAGCUAUGGAAACCUUAAGAGCUGGAAAGAAUCAUGACGAUUCUUAUUCUGGACAGAGGCCAAGCGUAUUUGACACCACGUUUCGUCAUAUCACUAAAUGGGUUCGAGCAACGGACUUUUCGAGGGAGCUGCGAAAAGCUCAAGAAAUCAGGUUACAUGAGACUGGCAAAUGGUUCCUAGACUCUCCAUAUUACAAGAGCUUCAAAGCACCUGAGAUUGAGGGUUCGGCAGCGGAUUUUCGACCUCCAGACCAACAAUUGGUGUUCGUGAAAGCGAAACCUGGGUAUGGGAAGACCGUUCUGUCCUCUCUAAUUAUUGACGAUCUUGCAAAUACAUUUGGACAUAGCGACCAGAUCCUCGGCGGUUCAUUUACCACGCCACCAGUCCUCUAUUAUCAUUUCACGUCUGAGAAGCCGGAAGAAUGCAAUCCAAGCAGCGGUCUGCGAGCCUGUUUGCACCAGAUCAUCCAUCAGCACAGAAGGACUGCCGACGUACUUGACGCGAUAUCGAUCAUAGCGGGCAGUGACGGCUCAGGACUUACACGAGCCACCGAUGAAGAAGUCGCUCAAUGCCUCUUGCUUCUCCUUGCAAACAUAAAUCAGGUAUUUUUCGUUUUUGACGGUGUUGACGAGUGCACAGACCCAGCAGUAUUUUUCAAAGCCAUACGGGACCUUUGCAGUCAUACAGGAGCUAAAGCCCUUCUCCUUGGCCGACCUAACAUCGAGCCACCCCGCUCGGUCAAACCGUUAAUGGUAGUAAGCUUGGAGUCUUGGCAGAAUAGCACAGAUAUUCGAGCGUACUUGCAACCAGAGGUCGAUUGUCUGUUCCAAAAUGGGUUGUUCCCGAACAACUCUAACCUAGACGACAUUGUUACGACACUGUCAACACGCGCGCAAGGGAUGUUCCUGUGGGCCAAGCUAAUCAUCCGAUAUCUGUCGAAUACUUGGCUUUCACCCCGCGAGCGCAUCAACGCGAUUUUCAACGAUGCGAUAUUGGAUGAAUUGGACAACCUCUAUGGAGGAAUUCUGAGCGUACUUGAGCGUGCUGAUCCUACCCAAGUAAAUAAAGCACGCCGGGUUUUCCAGGCAAUGGUGGUUGCUAGAGCUCCUCUCACGUUGCAGGAAUUGCGACAUAUCGUUGCUAUAAAUCCAGGUCAGGUCACCCGAGAAGACGACUUCAUUGUCGAUUUUGAGCAAUGCCUACCGGUGAUGUGUGGCGCGCUCGUUGAGUACGCCUCCAACGAGAGUGUUAGCUUCAUCCAUUCUUCAUUCCGAGAUUAUCUACUUCUUGGAAGACAGUCUCGACACUCGAUCUUUGGGCUUACUAGACAGAGCUCUUGGUUGAUGUUGACUACAGUAUGUCUUUCGUAUCUGACCUACGAUAUACCAAGAGGUCCUAUAACCACGACUCCUUACACGGCAGAACAACGCGCUUUGGUGUCGAAAACCUUCCCUCUAUUACAAUUUGCAGUUGCUCAGAGCAAUCGAUAUGAUCGGGAUAUAUUCGACGUCGACAUGGGAUCAUCUGGUGACGAAGACGAUCGUAAGUUCGAGGGGUUACUUAGCGUAUUGACCCACUGGAUCGAGGAAAGGAGAGCCGUGACCGCAUGGAUUGAGGCCAGCUUUUCAUACUGGCAGCUUCCUUCGAUCCAACCAUUGAUCUCCAUGAUUGAGCUAUCACAGAAAAUGUAUAGCAGCAUUCGAUUACAGGUUAAUUCUGUAAUUUCAUCACUGUCUCAGCUGGAACAGGAUCUAGCUCAGCUUCGUGAUGAAUGGACGGGUGUUUUAUUGGAAGAACCCAGUGCAAUGUGGACUUCUACCGUCACAGCUUUCGCCAAGUCAUCAUACUGGACCCACCAAAAUGAUACGAGUAUCAAACCUUUGGGCAAUCAUUCUAGCACAUGUUCAGACAGCCAGCGGGGCAGUGGUGAAGAAUCACGCAUGAUCCUGAUAAAGUCGCAAACAUCAUCUGAUAGACUGUUCAACGCAAGUAUUUACGUAAAGCCUUCAAGGCAAUACAUCGACGCUGUAGAGGAGUCGCAGAGACCGAAACCAGAGAAUCCACUCCUUCACAAACAAUCUAGGACGGGUUUUGAAUCGCUAUGCAAUGAUUGGAAGGUCAACUAUCAGAUUAAGAACAUCAAGUCGGUAGUUGUUCCAUACACGAUUGAAGUGGAUCUACCAACAGAGGAUGUUCUCGAAAUACUCCGUGUUCCAAUGAAAUUGGGCAUAAAAUCGGACAAGCAAGACGCGGCUUCGUCUUGGAGGUUUACUUUCCCUGUCUCAAUUUCACCGGACUUAUCACAUGUCUUGGUACUUCGUACUCUGAUAACCCUGCAGCCAAUGGCGGAAACGGACAAAUCUGACUAUCUGGAGAUGAAAUCCUUUUCCUUGCAGAGGUUGAAACAGGAGGGUUCGCUCAAAUCCGAGUCCCUUUAUAGUAAUACGUUCUCGCCUACUCUUGACGCUAUUGGACUUCUAGAGAAGAGAGAGACAACGAAAGGGGCAAAGCCGGGGAAUAUGUAUUUCGUGGACAUCAGUCAGUGGGAAGCACGGAAUUUCCAGGUCAUGAAGCACAUAGCUUCUUGUUCCACCCGACUCGUCCGUGCCUUGCGUUUACGGGCUGGGGUCGUGCCGCGAUAUGGUGUUACAGAGAAGGUGCAGUGGUUGACUCAUAAUUUCGGGGCUGCGGGAGCGGCAGGCAACCGGAAGGCAUCUGACGGCGGCGAUCUGCCGUCUGUAGGCACCGAUGUGAUUUUUCUCGAGAACCUUCCAGACGAGCUUGAGCGGAAUAUUCAGAUGACUGAAUCCAACACUGUCCAAAGCCAAGUGAUCCCUUCCCAACAACGGAAGACACUGGUACAGAGGGGGGACCAGUUCAACAUUUUUCCAGUAACGCAGACAGGAAAGACUGGCCAGGUGGUUGCCAUCGAGUCUCUGGAUGGAAAACAAGCUCAAUUUGGACAUGUUCCAUCGUUGAGGAAUGGGGAGAGAACAUCCUUAACAAUGUUACCCUUUGGGGACACGAUUGCAAUCGUUUGGGACAAGAUAUCACAGCCGUCGUACAGCAUCACAGAUAGCCUAAGUCCACAUCUUCCCUGUGUGGUGGAGCGAACUCUACAGUCCAUGAAGAGACUGACUCCAAGCAGUUCAACUAUGGUCGAGUUGCUGACUGCUGAGAGUCAAAUCCGUGGGGAUUCUAGUUAUUCCUCAGGUACUAGACCGGAAGAUAUGGCAGCAACACAGGAAUCAUCGGGAUGGUUUGGCCAAUCGCCGCGCGGAAAUAAACGAGCCAGCUCAGAGCACGUACAUGGCGGAGAAGAGAAGAAAACAAGGGUCCAUUCAGAUUAA
Messenger RNA from Neoarthrinium moseri, 4065 nucleotides. RefSeq lists its product as uncharacterized. Lineage: Eukaryota; Fungi; Ascomycota; Sordariomycetes; Amphisphaeriales; Apiosporaceae. The record is from RefSeq and is a predicted model, not a curated record. The transcript is spliced from 7 exons. The coding region runs from base 1 to 4065 and encodes 1354 amino acids.